ACAUGUAACAGUCGGUUUUAGCAGUGUACGAUGACGUGUAGUGUAGUGUAAAUGACAUUCAUGCUGAAGCAGUCGGAAAGUGCCCAAAGUAUGACUAUCCAAAGUUUGGACAGUUUGGACACUAAGAGUGACACCAUGCAGAAUGACAAGAAUCAGCAGCUGACGAGCAAAAAUGGACACAUUAGUUUCAGUGUUGCGUCCUUGCUGGCCGACACGAGGCCCAGUUCGACGAAUAACUCGACGCCCCCUCCGCAGAAUCAUUCGUCGGACGAAGAGUACGAUUCCAACCAGGAGGACUCGAUAGUGGAUGUCGAGGAUCUCAAUUCAGAUAGCAAGGAAGAAGGGUCGAAAGAAGAUCUGCUUCAGCAGAGGGAACGGGACUUUGCUAAGGAGGCGGUGUUGAGUCAAGGGCCCAUCAGGCCCACGCCGUUCUCGGCCCUUGCGGCGGCGGUGUAUCAAGCGGCGCAUCCGAAUUGGUCGCACCAAGGGCUGGUCAACCCGUUCGCCGGCCCGGGGCCCAUGUUCCAAGGGCCCACGCCGUUUGGAGUGCCCAGUUUGAAUUCAGUGGAUUCCAAUGGAGAACCUCCCAAGCUGAAGUGUAAUUUGAGGAAACAUAAGCCGAAUAGGAAGCCCAGGACGCCGUUUACUACGCAGCAGCUUCUGGCUUUGGAGAAGAAGUUUAGGGAUAAGCAGUACCUGAGUAUAGCGGAGAGGGCGGAGUUUUCGAGUAGUUUAAGGCUCACGGAGACACAGGUGAAAAUCUGGUUCCAAAACCGCCGUGCCAAGGCGAAACGCCUCCAGGAAGCCGAAAUCGAGAAGCUGAAGAUGGCGUCUUUAUCUCGCCACCCUCAUCCACUCUACCCGCAUCCAGCGCUGCAGGGCUAUUUCCCCCCCGGAGCCCACCCCCUGGCGUCGCUGCUGGGGGCCCGGCCCCCCAUGGGCCACCUCGGCCUCAUUCCGCAACCGCCCCCACACUUGACGUCGCCGCAAGGUGCGAUCCGAUCUCCCAGCCCCCACAUGUCCUAAAUCGUGGGGCGGCAAACGCUGCAAUAUGUGAUCGUUACAAUGGAAGAACGCACUAUUAUUAUUCUUUGUGCCAAAUUAGUGAUUCGAUACUCUAGCAUUUUAAUCGGUUGUUUUUGUUUUGUUGUGUCAUGGUUUUGGUUUUAUCGUUCAUGGCGACCUCUCACUGCUUAUCGCCGUUCGCUUGAUCUUUGCACUCAUUACGGCACGAUUCGACGCUUUUGAGACGUUUAUAAAUUGAUUUUUGACGGCGGGAUUCUCAAAAGGGAGAUAAAGAUGUUCAUCCGGGUCCGAAAUAUACACGGUGAGCCAGAAAUUUUCAAAAGUUUACGCACCGUUUAAGAAAAAAGGUCUACGUUUAGAAAUUAUAUUACCUUUUCGUAAUAAUCAUACAGUCGAACUUCUUUAAAUCGUCGUAUAUAUUACGUUUCUAAAUUUGAAAAUAUUUGUCAUUGAAUUAAAUUUUGAAUUAAAACGUGUUUAAUUUUUGAUUUUGGAUAUUUUGUAAAAACUUUUUUUUCAUUUUUUACUGUAACUCAUCUGCUUUUUCCACUCGCUAAUGGAGGAGGUCAUUUAAAGGAAAACCCAACAAACAAUCCGUUUAUAAUUAAACAUGACUUAAUCCCACACAAACAAAUUUUAUUAUUCCAAAGCAAAUUAAUUUCCUUUAUCACCACAAAAAUCCCUAGGUUAUCACCACCAGGGUCAGCAAACGAGCACCAAGAGUGAUAAAACCAAACUAACCGUUAAAUGAUUGCAUUUAAUGUAUUUUGUAAAUAGUAUUUGUACAAAGUUUGUAUAUAGUGUUGUAAAAACUACGAUGUAAAUUAUAGGCGUAAUUUUACUAUUUAAAGUGUAAAAACACCCAGUAUGGCACUUAGUCCUCGCUAGGUUCACCACGACGGUUCAUAGUACAUAUAGAGCGAAAAAAUAAACAGAUAACCGAGUUCUCUA
Messenger RNA from Zophobas morio, 1977 nucleotides. RefSeq names its product muscle segmentation homeobox-like. Gene Ontology annotation, cellular component: nucleus. NCBI's taxonomy places the organism in Eukaryota, Metazoa, Arthropoda, Insecta, Coleoptera, Tenebrionidae. Gene Ontology annotation, biological process: regulation of transcription by RNA polymerase II; embryonic morphogenesis. Gene Ontology annotation, molecular function: DNA-binding transcription factor activity, RNA polymerase II-specific; RNA polymerase II transcription regulatory region sequence-specific DNA binding. The record is from RefSeq and is a predicted model, not a curated record. The transcript is spliced from 3 exons. Bases 52 to 1026 code for a protein of 324 amino acids.